GGCUCAUCCGCGCACUUCUCGCGAGGCCGGAGGUAGUGCCGGGUCAGACAUGGCGGAAGAGGAGGUGGCCAAGUUGGAGAAGCACUUGAUGCUUCUACGGCAAGAGUAUGUCAAGCUGCAGAAGAAACUGGCAGAGACAGAGAAGAGAUGCAGUCUCUUGGCUGCGCAGGCGAACAAGGACAGCAGCAGCGAGUCCUUCAUCAGCCGCCUGCUGGCGAUUGUGGCGGACCUCUACGAGCAGGAGCAGUACAGUGAUUUGAAGAUAAAGGUUGGGGACAGGCACAUCAAUGCUCACAAGUUUGUCCUGGCAGCCCGCAGUGACAGCUGGAGUCUGGCUAACUUGUCUUCCACUAAGGAGCUGGACCUAUCAGAUGCUGACCCCGAGGUGACGAUGACAAUGCUUCGCUGGAUCUAUACGGACGAGUUGGAGUUCAGAGAGGAUGACGUGUUCCUGACGGAAUUGAUGAAACUAGCAAAUCGGUUUCAGCUGCAGCUCCUCAGGGAGAGGUGUGAGAAGGGUGUUAUGUCUCUAGUGAAUGUCAGGAACUGUAUUCGCUUCUACCAGACGGCAGAGGAACUGAAUGCCAGCACCCUGAUGAACUACUGUGCAGAAAUUAUUGCAAGUCACUGGGAUGACUUGAGAAAGGAGGAUUUCAGUAGCAUGAGUGCUCAGUUGUUAUACAAAAUGAUCAAAUCCAAGACAGAGUACCCUCUACAUAAAGCUAUCAAAGUGGAGAGAGAAGAUGUGGUCUUCCUGUAUCUGAUUGAAAUGGAUUCCCAGCUCCCUGGGAAGCUGAAUGAGGCGGAUCAUAAUGGAGAUCUGGCAUUAGAUCUAGCCCUUUCACGACGACUGGAGAGUAUUGCCACCACGCUGGUUAGCCACAAAGCUGAUGUGGACAUGGUGGACAAGCAUGGCUGGAGCUUGUUACACAAAGGAAUCCAAAGAGGAGACCUCUUUGCUGCCACUUUCCUCAUUAAGAACGGGGCCUUGGUUAAUGCUGCUACACUGGGUGCCCAGGAGACACCGCUGCACCUCGUGGCCUUGUACAGUUCAAAGAAACACUCAGCAGAUGUGAUGUCUGAGAUGGCGCAGAUUGCAGAGGCCCUCCUGCAGGCCGGCGCCAACCCCAACAUGCAGGACAGCAAGGGCAGGACUCCUUUACAUGUGUCCAUCAUGGCCAGGAACGAAUAUGUGUUCAAUCAGCUGCUGCAGUGUAAACAACUAGAUUUAGAGCUGAAAGACCACGAGGGCAGCACGGCUCUGUGGCUUGCCGUGCAGUACAUCACGGUGUCUUCUGACCAGUCUGUGAACCCCUUCGAAGAUGUCCCUGUGGUAAAUGGGACUUCAUUUGAUGAAAACAGUUUUGCAGCCAGACUCAUCCAGCGCGGCAGCCACACGGACGCACCUGACAUGGCAACAGGAAACUGCUUACUACAGCGGGCAGCUGGGGCAGGAAACGAGGCAGCAGCUCUUUUCCUGGCAACCAAUGGUGCCCAUGUGAACCACAGAAACAAGUGGGGAGAAACGCCGCUGCACACGGCGUGCAGGCAUGGUCUGGCCAACCUCACCGCAGAGCUCCUGCAGCAAGGUGCCAACCCAAACCUGCAGACGGAGGAGGCCCUGCCUUUGCCAAAGGAGUCUGUGUCCCCGACCAGCUUGGCGGACAGCGUCUAUCUGCAGACACCACUGCACAUGGCCAUCGCCUAUAAUCAUCCAGAUGUGGUGUCUGUCAUCCUGGAGCAGAAAGCCAAUGCUCUUCAUGCCACCAACAACUUGCAGAUUAUUCCGGACUUCAGCCUCAAAGAUUCCCGAGACCAGACCGUCCUGGGCCUGGCAUUGUGGACUGGCAUGCACACGAUCGCAGCCCAGCUGCUGGGCUCUGGGGCCUCCAUCAACGACACCAUGUCGGAUGGGCAGACCCUGCUGCACAUGGCCAUACAGCGGCAGGACAGCAAGAGCGCCCUCUUUCUCCUGGAGCACCAGGCAGAUAUUAAUGUCAGGACUCAAGACGGGGAGACGGCCCUCCAGCUGGCCAUCAGAAACCAGCUUCCGCUCGUAGUCGACGCAAUAUGCACCCGAGGAGCUGACAUGUCUGUGCCGGAUGAGAAGGGGAACCCUCCGUUGUGGCUUGCAUUGGCAGACAACCUGGAGGACAUCGCGUCCACUCUGGUCAGACACGGUUGUGAUGCGACAUGCUGGGGCCCCGGACCUGGCGGCUGCCUCCAGACACUCCUGCACAGAGCCAUUGAUGAAAACAACGAGCCCACCGCCUGCUUUCUUAUCCGCAGUGGCUGUGAUGUGAACAGUCCCAGGCAACCAGGUGCUAAUGGAGAAGGCGAGGAAGAGGCUAGAGAUGGGCAGACCCCUUUGCAUCUGGCAGCCUCUUGGGGCCUGGAAGAGACAGUCCAAUGUCUUCUGGAGUUUGGUGCCAAUGUGAAUGCGCAGGAUGCGGAAGGAAGAACACCCAUCCACGUGGCCAUCAGCAACCAGCACAGCACCAUCAUUCAGUUGUUGAUCUCUCACCCUGAUAUCCAUCUGAACAUCCGAGACAGGCAAGGGCUGACCCCGUUUGCCUGUGCCAUGACUUACAAGAACAACAAGGCAGCCGAGGCCAUUCUCAAACGAGAGUCCGGGGCUGCUGAGCAGGUGGAUAAUAAGGGUCGGAACUUCCUUCAUGUGGCAGUUCAGAAUUCUGAUAUUGAAAGUGUGCUGUUCCUGAUCAGUGUCCACGCUAAUGUGAAUUCAAGAGUCCAGGAUGCUUCCAAGUUGACUCCCUUGCAUCUUGCUGUCCAAGCAGGCUCAGAAAUUAUUGUCCGCAAUUUGCUUCUUGCAGGAGCCAAAGUGAACGAAUUAACCAAGCAUCGCCAGACUGCCCUCCAUCUGGCUGCUCAGCAGGACCUGCCUACUGUCUGCUCAGUCCUCCUGGAGAAUGGAGUGGACUUUGCUGCGGUGGAUGAGAAUGGAAACAAUGCUCUUCAUCUUGCUGUCAUGCACGGCCGGCUCAACAACAUCCGGGUUCUCCUGACAGAGUGCACAGUGGACGCUGAGGCCUUUAACCUCCGAGGCCAGUCACCGCUGCACAUCCUGGGGCAGUACGGCAGGGAGAACGCGGCGGCCAUCUUUGAGCUCUUCCUAGAGUGCAUGCCGGAGUACCCUCUGGAUAAGCCGGACGCGGAGGGCAGCACAGUGCUGCUCUUAGCGUACAUGAAAGGGAACGCCAACCUGUGCCGUGCCAUCGUCCGAGCUGGGGCUCGUCUUGGGGUGAAUAACAACCAGGGAGUCAACAUUUUCAACUACCAGGUUGCCACCAAGCAGCUUCUGUUUCGACUUUUAGAUAUGCUGUCCAAGGAGCCUCCGUGGUGUGACGGCUCCUUCUGCUACGAGUGCACUGCCAAGUUUGGAGUCACGACUCGCAAACACCACUGUCGUCACUGCGGACGUCUUCUUUGCCAUAAAUGCUCGACCAAGGAGAUUCCUAUCAUCAAGUUUGAUCUGAACAAGCCUGUGCGAGUUUGCAACAUUUGCUUUGAUGUGCUGACUCUGGGUGGGGUCUCUUAGUGAGCCCCCAGAGCGUCCAGGCCACGUUUUGGUGACCUUCCCAGCAGCUGCUCUGCUCACCAGCCUGACUUGCCCCCAGAGCAGGAGCUGGCAGUCGUCGUCCUGCAGCAAUAGACUGGAACAUUUAAGGACCAUGGUGUGAUAGAUCCCAUUUCCAGUGAUUCCAUAUGAUUGUCAGUGCGUGUGUCAGACUGUGAUCAGUUUCACUAGGUGUCUCACUGGACCAGGCCAUUUAGCCUAAGUGCUUAAUGUGAUUAGGAAUUAGACCCCUCCCCAUUCUGCUAGCAGCAUCCAAGGACACUUGGAAAAGCGUUUUCCCUUCCAGUAGCUUGGUGUCCAUCCCAGAGCAUUCAUGAAGUCUUCCUGCCUGGGCUGGCUGAGGCGGCAGAGCCUCACAGAGUAGGAAGCUGGCUGCCUAAUAGCUGGCCUCACUCUAGGGUAAGUGGCUGUGGACUUUUCUGCACAGUGUUUUCAUAAAGAUAACAGGAUCCUCUUGCCCUGAAGUCUUUUUUUCUUUUUAAGCUAAGCUGUUUUUAGUGAGCUACGCCUUUUAAAAAGGUGAAAUCUUUCUUAACAGGGUUCAAAGAUGAGAGCUGAAAAAUCGUGGCCUUACCAACUGAAAGCUUUACAGUGUUCAUGCUACGCAGGUGUCAGGGGUGCAGCCGGCUGCUUGACACCUCGUGGCAGCGUCUCAUUCUCUCGUCUUGCUGCGUCCUGUGUGGAGUCCUAGUCCCUCUGCCGCUGGAGUGGUGGAGGAAGCGCACUUUGUGCUGCCCUUUUAUAGAGCUGCGUUAUCGGUGAUCCCAAUCUAAAAAUCCCCGUUCAAAAAUACCCUCACACAUCCUUGCAUCAGUGACUCGAAUGAUCAGCUUUGACUGGACCUCAGCUCACACUAAUCUUUAAGGAAAAACUCUGUAGUGUCUUUUAGAGCAAGAGAUUCAUCCAGGCUGAGUGAUGAGGAGGAUCAAUAGGGCUUCAGCCCCAAGGGCGUCUCCAGCCUCAGGCCGGCAGGUCCUGUGUCCUUGACGCAAUGCUUCUUGCCAGAAUCCUCCCUCGUGAUGCUGCGAGUGCUGUUGACCCCAGUUCCAUGUAGCCUGCCCUGCCCUGUGAAGGGCCAGCAGCUCAGGGCCACGGCCACGUGCAUACCACCCCAUUUUUGGAAGUCUCUGGCUUGUGUGCUGGGUGAGGCCACCAGAACUUGCUAGGUCUUAGUCGCUGCUAGUACAUCUAUUAACCAUGAGCUGUUAAACUUCUCUUUUGAAGGUCUGGCCAGUUUCUAAAAAACACACAUUUAAAGAGAAACAGCUACCACUGCUUUAAAACAGAACAACUCUCGAGGUGAGCGCUGUGUGUUAUACUCGGAGAUCGAGUCUCAGCCAUACAUGCUGAUCCUCUCAGACAUUUAAUAACCACUACCUUUUUGCAUUAAUGAAGUUUGAAUAUGUGUGUUAAAGGGACUAAGUAUUUUUUGCAACAUCAUUGGUUUCUUUUCUGGGUACUAUGUCCUCUGUGUUGCUGUAGAUUUAUACAUUCUGUUGCCUAAAUGUGUCAAAGGAGCUGAUAAACUGGAGUGCUACUU
Saimiri boliviensis boliviensis (Bolivian squirrel monkey) is the source of this 5138-nucleotide messenger RNA. RefSeq names its product ankyrin repeat and FYVE domain containing 1 (gene ANKFY1). The record is from RefSeq and is a predicted model, not a curated record. Gene Ontology annotation, molecular function: protein binding; metal ion binding. NCBI's taxonomy places the organism in Eukaryota, Metazoa, Chordata, Mammalia, Primates, Cebidae.